This is a messenger RNA of Vitis riparia (riverbank grape), 1947 nucleotides long. Its product is annotated as phospho-2-dehydro-3-deoxyheptonate aldolase 2, chloroplastic-like. The transcript is spliced from 5 exons. Lineage: Eukaryota; Viridiplantae; Streptophyta; Magnoliopsida; Vitales; Vitaceae. The record is from RefSeq and is a predicted model, not a curated record. Bases 251 to 1765 code for a protein of 504 amino acids. Gene Ontology annotation, biological process: aromatic amino acid biosynthetic process. Gene Ontology annotation, molecular function: 3-deoxy-7-phosphoheptulonate synthase activity.
GAGACUGUUUGUUUUUUUUAAGGAUAAUUGAAAGGUCGGCUUUGACUGGUGAUCGUUAAAACUUAAAAAUGGUAAGCGAUAAAUCGCCAAAUAUCAGAAGAAAUGCACGCAACAUCAUUCAUCAAUCAAUCCCUUCCCAAAUAGGAAACUCCGGGAACGACGUCGUUAAACCCCUCUCUAAGUCUCCUCUGUGGUCUGCCCCGAGCAAAAUAUCUCCACCCUACACCUCUCCACUCCCCGCAUCACUGCUAUGGCGGUCACAGGCACUGCCAAUCUCGCUGCCCCUACGCCACCCUCUCUGUGCCGCCUCUUCCCCAACCCCCGAUACCUUCCCACUCACACCCUAAAACCCAGGCCCAUUUCGGCCUCCCUCUCCUCCAUCGAUAUCCGGUCUCCCAAUUGGACCCCCGGCUCCUGGAAAUCAAAGAAAGCACAACAGCUCCCGGAGUACCCGGACCCGGUCGAGCUGGAAUCGGUGCUGAAGACCCUCGAGUCAUUCCCCCCGAUGGUGUUCGCCGGCGAGGCUCGGAACCUGGAGGAGCGGCUGGCCGACGCCGCCGUGGGCAAGGCCUUUCUGCUUCAGGGUGGGGACUGUGCGGAGAGUUUCAAAGAGUUCGGUGGGACUAAUAUUAGGGACACUUUUAGGGUUUUGUUGCAGAUGGGUAUUGUUCUCACUUUCGGUGCUCAAUUGCCUGUCAUCAAGGUUGGACGGAUGGCAGGCCAAUUUGCCAAACCUAGAUCGGAUCCCUUUGAGGUUAAAGAUGGGGUAAAGCUCCCAAGUUAUCGGGGAGACAAUAUCAAUAGUGAUGCUUUUGAUGAGAAAUCUAGAACACCAGAUCCUCAAAGGUUGAUCAGAGCCUACCUCCAAUCUGUUGGCACAUUAAAUCUCCUACGAGCUUUUGCUACUGGUGGAUAUGCUGCCAUGCAGAGAGUGUCACAGUGGAAUCUUGACUUUGUACAGCAUAGUGAGCAAGGAGACAGAUACACGGAACUUGCACAGAGGGUAGAUGAGGCUCUGGGUUUCAUGGCUGCUGCUGGGCUUACAACCGAUCAUCCUAUCAUGAACACAAUUGAGUUCUGGACAUCUCACGAGUGCCUUCAUUUACUAUAUGAGCAAGCUUUGACUAGACAGGAUUCAACAACUGGCCUCUACUAUGACUGCUCUGCUCAUAUGCUUUGGGUAGGUGAGAGAACUCGGCAGUUGGAUGGAGCACAUGUUGAAUUUCUCCGUGGCAUAUCUAAUCCUCUUGGUAUAAAGGUGAGUGACAAGAUGGAUCCAAAGGAGCUUGUAAAACUAUGUGAGAUUCUAAACCCUCGCAACAAACCUGGAAGAUUGACAAUAAUCACCCGAAUGGGAGCUGAUAACAUGCGCAUAAAGCUUCCUCAUUUGAUAAGAGCUGUGCGGCAGGCUGGGCUUAUUGUCACAUGGGUCAGUGAUCCUAUGCAUGGGAACACAAUCAAGGCCCCAUGUGGUCUGAAGACACGAUCUUUUGAUUCUAUAAGGUCAGAAUUGCGAGCUUUCUUUGAUGUUCAUGAUCAAGAAGGGAGCCACCCAGGAGGAGUUCAUCUGGAAAUGACUGGGCAGAAUGUAACAGAGUGCAUUGGAGGGUCAAAGACAGUGACUUUUGAUGACUUGAACUCCCGCUAUCACACACACUGUGAUCCGAGGCUCAAUGCAUCACAAUCACUAGAGUUGGCAUUUGCCAUAGCAGAGAGGUUGAGGAGGAAAAGAAUGAGAUCUGUUAGUGCUCUCCACAAAGGGUGAACAGAUGGUUCUCUGAUAAAAGAAUAUUGAGUUUUGAUAUAGCAGUAUUGGAAUUUAUUGUUUAGUUCCAUUUUGUUUUUCUUCAUGUCCAAGUAAGAUGAGAUUUUGUGCUGUAAUAUGGAAUUUUGUUCUAAACUAUGCACUUGGCUUGGUAAUAAAAUUUGUAAUUUUAGAGAUGUUAA